AUGGAGGCAGUCCGGGCCAGACUACGUAUUCUUUACCACUUCUCUGACCUCAUGUACUCAUCAUGGAGAUUACUCAACCUCAGCCCCAACAACCAGAGCUGUACAUCCCACUACAACACAGGGACGUGGGGCAUCGUCCAGGGCCAGUUGAGGCCCCUGCUGGCCCCCAGAGUCUAUACUCUCCCCAUGGUGAGGUCCAUAGGGAAGACUAUGGUGCAAGGAAAGAACUAUGGACCUCAGAUCACUGUCAAAAGGAUCUCCACACGGGGUCGUAAGUGUAAGCCCAUCUUUGUGCAGAUAGCCCGUCAGGUGGUCAAGCUGAACGCGUCUGACCUGCGACUGCCGUCCAGGGCCUGGAAGGUCAAGCUGGUGGGGGAGGGGGCCGACGAUGCUGGAGGGGUGUUUGAUGACACCAUCACUGAGAUGUUUGGAGACGGGAGUAGUGGAUCUCCUCAUCCCUCCCCCAACGCCACAGCUGAGGUGGGCUACAACAGAGACAGGUUCCUGCUGAGCCCGUCAUCCUGUCUGGAUGAGCAGCUCCUCCAGUUUAAGUUCCUUGGUAUCCUGAUGGGGGUGGCUAUCCGGACCAAGAAGCCCCUGGACCUGCACCUUGCCCCCAUGGUGUGGAAGCAGCUGUGCUGUAUUCCUCUGGUCCUGGAGGAUCUCGAGGAGGUGGACCUGCUCUACGUUCAGACACUCAACAGCAUUCUUCACAUUGAAGACAGCGGCAUCACAGAGGAUAAUUUCCAUGAGAUGAUUCCUCUGGAUUCGUUCGUGGGUCAGAGUGCGGACGGUAAGAUGGUUCCUAUUAUCCCCGGGGGAAACAGCAUCCCUCUGACCUUCUCCAACAGGAAGGAGUAUGUAGCCCGGGCCAUCGAGUACCGCCUGCACGAGAUAGACAGACAGGUGGCGGUGGUGCGUGAGGGCAUGUCCUGGAUCGUCCCUGUCCCUCUCCUCUCCCUCCUCACAGCCAAACAACUGGAACAGAUGGUUUGUGGGAUGCCAGAGAUCAGUGUGGACGUGCUCAAGAAGGUUGUGCGGUACCGUGAGGUAGAAGAGCAUCACACUCAGGUCCAGUGGUUCUGGCAGACCCUAGAGGACUUCUCCAACGAUGAGAGGGUUCUGUUCAUGCGCUUCGUCUCGGGACGGUCCAGGCUGCCCGCCAACACAGCUGACAUCUCCCAGAGGUUCCAGAUCAUGAAGGUGGACAGGCCCUAUGACAGCCUGCCGACCUCCCAGACCUGUUUCUUCCAGCUGCGCCUGCCUCCUUACUCCAGCCAGACGGUGAUGGCAGAGAGACUCCGCUACGCCAUCAACAACUGUCGCUCCAUCGACAUGGACAACUACAUGUUGUCACGCAAUGUAGACAACGCCGAGGGCUCGGACACGGACUACUGACCAACCACAGUCUGCCCAGACCCUCACCACACACAUACACACACACACACGCAACGUAGACAACGCCGAGGGCUCGGACACGGACUACUGACCAACCACAGUCUGCCCAGACCCUCACCACACACAUACACACACACACACGCAACGUAGACAACGCUGAGGGCUCGGACACGGACUACUGACCAACCACAGUCUGCCCAGACCCUCACCACACACAUACACACACACACACACACACACACGCAACGUAGACAACGCCGAGGGCUCGGACACGGACUACUGACCAACCAUAGUCUGCCCAGACCAGAUGCACCGUCAAAACAACACACCUUCACAGACCCUCACCACACACACACACACACACACACAACGUAGACCCAGGAAAGACCGGGCCUGGAUGGAAUAUAGACUGUCCUCUCCUCUCACAGACCCUCACCACACACACACACACACACACAACGUAGACCCAGGAAAGACCGGGCCUGGAUGGAAUAGACUGUCCUCUCCUCUCACAGAGCGUCACACAGCAGAAACCCAGAAGGACGGCAUCUUCUCCGUUGCCCGUUAUCAACGUACAGGAGGAAGUCACAGAGUAGCAACAACAACAGAGAGUUCAUUUACCUGUACGGAAAAAGGCCCGGUCACUUUUGAACAUUUCAUUUAUAUUCCAUGUUUCUCUACUACUCUCAACACAUAAGACAUAAUGGAUGGAUUUGAUUCAAUGUUUUUAUUUUUCACCAAAUGGGUUUUUAUUUAGUAAUGUUGUUGUUUUUUUUAAAGCAAAUUUUAAAAAACCAGAAGCAGUUCAUUGAGUAUUAUUAUUAUCAUUAUGGUUGGUUUUUUUCAUCGCUUCAUUUCUUUCAGGUUUUUUUGUUUUGUUUUAGCAUGGAGGUUUGUUUAUUUAGUCUUUGGGGAAAUGUGUAUAGGAUUAUUCAUUCACCCCAAGUGAAGAAGAAAAUAAAAAAUGAUGUUGUACAAUUGUGUAUAAUGUUUCAGUAGGAAAAUGUUUUACAUAAAUAUCCAUAUUUAUUUUUGUUUUCAAUUUUUAAAUUGCCAAUGCUGGGGUAUCCUAAAGCAGGAACAAACAAACAAAAAAACUCAAUAAAAUGCUUCAGAACGGA
Oncorhynchus masou masou (cherry salmon) is the source of this 2519-nucleotide messenger RNA. RefSeq names its product probable E3 ubiquitin-protein ligase HERC1. NCBI's taxonomy places the organism in Eukaryota, Metazoa, Chordata, Actinopteri, Salmoniformes, Salmonidae. The record is from RefSeq and is a predicted model, not a curated record. Bases 1 to 1398 code for a protein of 465 amino acids. Gene Ontology annotation, molecular function: ubiquitin-protein transferase activity. The transcript has 9 exons.